CUCAUCCACAGACAUCUUCCAAUCAUUCUCUGCUGUUACAGGAACUGCUUCAUCUGCUGACAUUAAUGAGAUAACAUUUUCUGAGACAACGGUAGUCCAAAGAAACACUUAUUCUGAAGGCUCUGGAGAAGGCUCUGCUGAUAUUACUGAAUCACUAAUUGGAACCAUUGCAACAGCAUUUCCAAUACUCUUAACUGAGUCUCCUUCAGUCCCAACAUCUGACACAUCUGUAAAAAGUGAAAGUAUAAAAACUUCAGACUUCACAGCAUCAUCAGUGUAUGGUGUAGCGAAACCAACAUCUGUGCCUCCUGAAAUACAAUAUAACACCACAAGUCUUUCCGCAGAUGCUUCAGGAACACCAGAACAAAACAUGUCGUCAUCGCCAGAUUCUGUUUCUCAACCACCUGGGAAGUCAACCAUUUCAAUCAUAGAUACAAGUUCCGAUGCCAAAACAUCAACUAUUUAUAUCCAGACAACUUCUGUGGAAGAUAAUAUUUCAUCUCAAUACAGUUCUGUCCCAUCACAAACUCAGUCAUUUUUUACCACAGGAGAACCUACAACAGUUCAAACACUGCUACCUUCUUUCACAAAAGAGCAUUCAGUUUCUGCAAUCACUGAAGAUAAAACCAUGAACCCUUUAACAGGUUCUCCAAUAACUCCUUCAGUCUCGUCAUAUACUGCUCUGCAUGAUCAGGAUAAAGAUACUGCUACUGCCUCUCCAAUGGUGGAGUCCAUUCCAUCAAUCCAUGGAUCAAGUAUUCAACCUAACAAAAUGCGUUUUGUCAUGGGCACAGAUGAACAUACUUCUGUUCAAACACUUCCUGAUGUCAGCGACAAGUCAGUCGUGACAACAGCAGUAUAUCAACAAACAAGUGUACAAUCACCCUCAAUUUCUGCAUCUCACACCUCUGAAACAAAGGAUGUAACAAAAAGUACUAUUAGCCCAGAUGGAGCACAAUACUCUACAUUGGAACCGACAUUGGGGUCUCCUGAAACAAAACAGACUUUAACAACAACCCUUUCUGGAGAAAAGACUGAAAGUGCAGUAAAAACUUCAACUUCUGACAUUACAGAUAGCACAGAUAACAAUACCAAUGUGUUCUCCAAUGAAAUAUCCAGCACACAUGCAACCUCCCCAGAAGUUUCAUCAUUAGUCAGUACAGAGACAACAACAGCAGAACAAGCUGAUAAAUAUUCAUCAGAACAGAAAUCUUCCCCCUCAGUAUCCCCCAUUACUGCGAAGACAGAGAAAGUUCCUGUAACUACUGUAGAAGAUGUGGAUGGUUCUGGAUUAACAAAUACUGACCAGUUUAUAUCAACGGUUACAGUUAUUGAUACAUCUUCAACUUUGUCUAGUUUUGACACAGGCACAGCAACAAUAUCUACCCAAGCAGCAUCAACCUUUACCAACACAGAUGAAUAUAUUGCUGUUGAAAACAUGACAAAGCCUAUUGAAACUUCUGUCACUAAAGGAACGACCGGCUCCUCAGCUUUUCAUAUUCUAUCAUCAUCGACCCCAGAAUCAAGAAGAGCUGAAAAAACUGAUACUUCAAGAACAGCUGUUACCUCAGCUUCAACACUAUACAGUACAGAGAAACCAAAAUCUGUGUCCCCUGAAACCCACCAGACAUUUUCAACUUUGAAGCCUGACGAAAUCUCUGCAGGGCUGGAGGAAAGUUCAGCAUCUCCACUAACAAACCCAGCGACUACAAGUGAAACCCCAAUUGGAACCUCUAGAAUACACAUUGCAUCUCCUACAGGGUCCUCACUGUUCAGCACAGAGAAAACAACAAAUCUGCCAGUGGUGGAUGAAGAAAGUAUUCAAACAGGUCAAACAAGUAAACCUUCAGUUUCUACUGCCAAAGCUGGAACAGAAAGUUCUUCUGUCAGUUCUCCAUUAGAGGAAAGCUCUUCUCGAGACUCAUCCACAGACAUCUUCCAAUCAUUCUCUGCUGUUACAGGAACUGCUUCAUCUGCUGACAUUAAUGAGAUAACAUUUUCUGAGACAACAGUAGUCCAAAGAAACACUUAUUCUGAAGGCUCUGGAGAAGGCUCUGCUGAUAUUACUGAAUCACUAAUUGGAACCAUCGCAACAGCAUUUCCAAUACUCUUAACUGAGUCUCCUUCAGUCCCAACAUCUGACACAUCUGUAAAAAGUGAAAGUAUAAAAACUUCAGACUUCACAGCAUCAUCAGUGUAUGGUGUAGCGAAACCAACAGCUGUGCCUCCUGAAAUACAAUAUAACACCACAAGUCUUUCCGCAGAUGCUUCAGGAACACCAGAACAAAACAUGUCGUCAUCGCCAGAUUCUGUUUCUCAACCACCUGGGAAGUCAACCAUUUCAAUCAUAGAUACAAGUUCCGAUGCCAAAACAUCAACUAUUUAUAUCCAGACAACUUCUGUGGAAGAUAAUAUUUCAUCUCAAUACAGUUCUGUCCCAUCACAAACUCAGUCAUUUUUUACCACAGGAGAACCUACAACAGUUCAAACACUGCUACAUUCCUUCACAAAAGAGCAUUCAGUUUCUGCAAUCACUGAAGAUAAAACCAUGAACCCUUUAACAGGUUCUCCAAUAACUCCUUCAGUCUCGUCAUAUACUGCUCUGCAUGAUCAGGAUAAAGAUACUGCUACUGCCUCUCCAAUGGUGGAGUCCAUUCCAUCAAUCCAUGGAUCAAGUAUUCAACCUAACAAAAUGCGUUUUGUCAUGGGCACAGAUGAACAUACUUCUGUUCAAACACUUCCUGAUGUCAGCGACAAGUCAGUCGUGACAACAGCAGUAUAUCAACAAACAAGUGUACAAUCACCCUCAAUUUCUGCAUCUCACACCUCUGAAACAAAGGAUGUAACAAAAAGUACUAUUAGCCCAGAUGGAGCACAAUACUCUACAUUGGAACCAACAUUGGGGUCUCCUGAAACAAAACAGACUUUAACAACAACCCUUUCUGGAGAAAAGACUGAAAGUGCAGUAAAAACUUCAACUUCUGACAUUACAGAUAGCACAGAUAACAAUACCAAUGUGUUCUCCAAUGAAAUAUCCAGCACACAUGCAACCUCCCCAGAAGUUUCAUCAUUAGUCAGUACAGAGACAACAACAGCAGAACAAGCUGAUAAAUAUUCAUCAGAAGAGAAAUCUUCCCCCUCAGUAUCCCCCAUUACUGCGAAGACAGAGAAAGUUCCUGUAACUACUGUAGAAGAUGUGGAUGGUUCUGGAUUAACAAAUACUGACCAGUUUAUAUCAACGGUUACAGUUAUUGAUACAUCUUCAACUCUGUCUAGCUUUGACACAGGCACAGCAACAAUAUCUACCCAAGCAGCAUCAACCUUUACCAACACAGAUGAAUAUAUUGCUGUUGAAAACAUGACAAAGCCUAUUGAAACUUCUGUCACUAAAGGAACGACCGGCUCCUCAGCUUUUCAUAUUCUAUCAUCAUCGACCCCAGAAUCAAGAAGAGCUGAAAAAACUGAUACUUCAAGAACAGCUGUUACCUCAGCUUCAACACUAUACAGUACAGAGAAACCAAAAUCUGUGUCCCCUGAAACCCACCAGACAUUUUCAACUUUGAAGCCUGACGAAAUCUCUGCAGGGCUGGAGGAAAGUUCAGCAUCUCCACUAACAAACCCAGCGACUACAAGUGAAACCCCAAUUGGAACCUCUAGAAUACACAUUGCAUCUCCUACAGGGUCCUCACUGUUCAGCACAGAGAAAACAACAAAUCUGCCAGUGGUGGAUGAAGAAAGUAUUCAAACAGGUCAAACAAGUAAACCUUCAGUUUCUACUGCCAAAGCUGGAACAGAAAGUUCUCCUGUCAGUUCUCCAUUAGAGGAAAGCUCUUCUCGAGACUCAUCCACAGACAUCUUCCAAUCAUUCUCUGCUGUUACAGGAACUGCUUCAUCUGCUGACAUUAAUGAGAUAACAUUUUCUGAGACAACCGUAGUCCAAAGAAACACUUAUUCUGAAGGCUCUGGAGAAGGCUCUGCUGAUAUUACUGAAUCACUAAUUGGAACCAUCGCAACAGCAUUUCCAAUACUCUUAACUGAGUCUCCUUCAGUCCCAACAUCUGACACAUCUGUAAAAAGUGAAAGUAUAAAAACUUCAGACUUCACAGCAUCAUCAGUGUAUGGUGUAGCGAAACCAACAUCUGUGCCUCCUAAAAUACAAUAUAACACCACAAGUCUUUCCGCAGAUGCUUCAGGAACACCAGAACAAAACAUGUCGUCAUCGCCAGAUUCUGUUUCUCAACCACCUGGGAAGUCAACCAUUUCAAUCAUAGAUACAAGUUCCGAUGCCAAAACAUCAACUAUUUAUAUCCAGACAACUUCUGUGGAAGAUAAUAUUUCAUCUCAAUACAGUUCUGUCCCAUCACAAACUCAGUCAUUUUUUACCACAGGAGAACCUACAACAGUUCAAACACUGCUACCUUCAUUCACAAAAGAGCAUUCAGUUUCUGCAAUCACUGAAGAUAAAACCAUGAACCCUUUAACAGGUUCUCCAAUAACUCCUUCAGUCUCGUCAUAUACUGCUCUGCAUGAUCAGGAUAAAGAUACUGCUACUGCCUCUCCAAUGGUGGAGUCCAUUCCAUCAAUCCAUGGAUCAAGUAUUCAACCUAACAAAAUGCGUUUUGUCAUGGGCACAGAUGAACAUACUUCUGUUCAAACACUUCCUGAUGUCAGCGACAAGUCAGUCGUGACAACAGCAGUAUAUCAACAAACAAGUGUACAAUCACCCUCAAUUUCUGCAUCUCACACCUCUGAAACAAAGGAUGUAACAAAAAGUACUAUUAGCCCAGAUGGAGCACAAUACUCUACAUUGGAACCGACAUUGGGGUCUCCUGAAACAAAACAGACUUUAACAACAACCCUUUCUGGAGAAAAGACUGAAAGUGCAGUAAAAACUUCAACUUCUGACAUUACAGAUAGCACAGAUAACAAUACCAAUGUGUUCUCCAAUGAAAUAUCCAGCACACAUGCAACCUCCCCAGAAGUUUCAUCAUUAGUCAGUACAGAGACAACAACAGCAGAACAAGCUGAUAAAUAUUCAUCAGAAGAGAAAUCUUCCCCCUCAGUAUCCCCCAUUACUGCGAAGACAGAGAAAGUUCCUGUAACUACUGUAGAAGAUGUGGAUGGUUCUGGAUUAACAAAUACUGACCAGUUUAUAUCAACGGUUACAGUUAUUGAUACAUCUUCAACUUUGUCUAGUUUUGACACAGGCACAGCAACAAUAUCUACCCAAGCAGCAUCAAGCUUUACCAACACAGAUGAAUAUAUUGCUGUUGAAAACAUGACAAAGCCUAUUGAAACUUCUGUCACUAAAGGAACGACCGGCUCCUCAGCUUUUCAUAUUCUAUCAUCAUCGACCCCAGAAUCAAGAAGAGCUGAAAAAACUGAUACUUCAAGAACAGCUGUUACCUCAGCUUCAACACUAUACAGUACAGAGAAACCAAAAUCUGUGUCCCCUGAAACCCACCAGACAUUUUCAACUUUGAAGCCUGACGAAAUCUCUGCAGGGCUGGAGGAAAGUUCAGCAUCUCCACUAACAAACCCAGCGACUACAAGUGAAACCCCAAUUGGAACCUCUAGAAUACACAUUGCAUCUCCUACAGGGUCCUCACUGUUCAGCACAGAGAAAACAACAAAUCUGCCAGUGGUGGAUGAAGAAAGUAUUCAAACAGGUCAAACAAGUAAACCUUCAGUUUCUACUGCCAAAGCUGGAACAGAAAGUUCUUCUGUCAGUUCUCCAUUAGAGGAAAGCUCUUCUCGAGACUCAUCCACAGACAUCUUCCAAUCAUUCUCUGCUGUUACAGGAACUGCUUCAUCUGCUGACAUUAAUGAGAUAACAUUUUCUGAGACAACCGUAGUCCAAAGAAACACUUAUUCUGAAGGCUCUGGAGAAGGCUCUGCUGAUAUUACUGAAUCACUAAUUGGAACCAUCGCAACAGCAUUUCCAAUACUCUUAACUGAGUCUCCUUCAGUCCCAACAUCUGACACAUCUGUAAAAAGUGAAAGUAUAAAAACUUCAGACUUCACAGCAUCAUCAGUGUAUGGUGUAGCGAAACCAACAUCUGUGCCUCCUAAAAUACAAUAUAACACCACAAGUCUUUCCGCAGAUGCUUCAGGAACACCAGAACAAAACAUGUCGUCAUCGCCAGAUUCUGUUUCUCAACCACCUGGGAAGUCAACCAUUUCAAUCAUAGAUACAAGUUCCGAUGCCAAAACAUCAACUAUUUAUAUCCAGACAACUUCUGUGGAAGAUAAUAUUUCAUCUCAAUACAGUUCUGUCCCAUCACAAACUCAGUCAUUUUUUACCACAGGAGAACCUACAACAGUUCAAACACUGCUACCUUCUUUCACAAAAGAGCAUUCAGUUUCUGCAAUCACUGAAGAUAAAACCAUGAACCCUUUAACAGGUUCUCCAAUAACUCCUUCAGUCUCGUCAUAUACUGCUCUGCAUGAUCAGGAUAAAGAUACUGCUACUGCCUCUCCAAUGGUGGAGUCCAUUCCAUCAAUCCAUGGAUCAAGUAUUCAACCUAACAAAAUGCGUUUUGUCAUGGGCACAGAUGAACAUACUUCUGUUCAAACACUUCCUGAUGUCAGCGACAAGUCAGUCGUGACAACAGCAGUAUAUCAACAAACAAGUGUACAAUCACCCUCAAUUUCUGCAUCUCACACCUCUGAAACAAAGGAUGUAACAAAAAGUACUAUUAGCCCAGAUGGAGCACAAUACUCUACAUUGGAACCGACAUUGGGGUCUCCUGAAACAAAACAGACUUUAACAACAACCCUUUCUGGAGAAAAGACUGAAAGUGCAGUAAAAACUUCAACUUCUGACAUUACAGAUUGCACAGAUAACAAUACCAAUGUGUUCUCCAAUGAAAUAUCCAGCACACAUGCAACCUCCCCAGAAGUUUCAUCAUUAGUCAGUACAGAGACAACAACAGCAGAACAAGCUGAUAAAUAUUCAUCAGAAGAGAAAUCUUCCCCCUCAGUAUCCCCCAUUACUGCGAAGACAGAGAAAGUUCCUGUAACUACUGUAGAAGAUGUGGAUGGUUCUGGAUUAACAAAUACUGACCAGUUUAUAUCAACGGUUACAGUUAUUGAUACAUCUUCAACUUUGUCUAGUUUUGACACAGGCACAGCAACAAUAUCUACCCAAGCAGCAUCAAGCUUUACCAACACAGAUGAAUAUAUUGCUGUUGAAAACAUGACAAAGCCUAUUGAAACUUCUGUCACUAAAGGAACGACCGGCUCCUCAGCUUUUCAUAUUCUAUCAUCAUCGACCCCAGAAUCAAGAAGAGCUGAUAAAACUGAUACUUCAAGAACAGCUGUUACCUCAGCUUCAACACUAUACAGUACAGAGAAACCAAAAUCUGUGUCCCCUGAAACCCACCAGACAUUUUCAACUUUGAAGCCUGACGAAAUCUCUGCAGGGCUGGAGGAAAGUUCAGCAUCUCCACUAACAAACCCAGCGACUACAAGUGAAACCCCAAUUGGAACCUCUAGAAUACACAUUGCAUCUCCUACAGGGUCCUCACUGUUCAGCACAGAGAAAACAACAAAUCUGCCAGUGGUGGAUGAAGAAAGUAUUCAAACAGGUCAAACAAGUAAACCUUCAGUUUCUGCUACAGCAGAGAGUUCUUCACAGUUCGAUGACAUGUCUGCAAGGCCACAGGAACGUUCAGCAUCUACAAUAAACAACCAAGAGAGUACAAGUAAAAACCUAAGUGGAAUAACUAGCAUACGCAUUGCGUCUGCUACACACUCAUCACUGUUUAGCACAGAGAGUACAACAAACCUACCAGUGACAGAUUAUGAAAAUGUUCUUUUUACCGCAGGAGAACCAACAAAACUUGAUAGUUAUAUAACACCCCCUCAUGAUAAAAAUAUUUCAAACCAGUUGACACAGACAUUGGAUCCUGCUCCUUUCGUUUCUUCCACCAGGGAAGAGGUGAUAGAUACCCAGUUAGAUGAUGAGGAUUCUAAUGAAGAAGAAAAUUCAGGUGAUGAAGCUUCUGGGGACACAGAUGACUUGAAAAUCCAACCAGUGCUUGUGCGAUCUUCUGUUGAAUUGUCUGGCCAUGCAUCAUUUACAACAAGCCCAUCCGAUGGAAAUUCUACAGAACUUACCACCAAAUCUCAAAACAUUUUUGUUAUGACAGAUGAAGCUGAAACAGCUGACACUGAGAGUGAAAUGCCUACAACGCAUACUGGUACACAUCCUGAAUUAUUGUCCCCAACCCAAGCUCCCCAUAUGACAAACAGAGAGACUUACUUUGCUGACCGUAGGAAUGGAGAUUAUUCUUCUAUUGAUGAAGAUAGUACAGGUGCCAUCACAUCAUUUGAACCAGUUGCAAGCUCUGUUAUGAAACCCAAAGCAACUUUCAAUACAAAACAUCCCAACAACACUGACAAAGAUGCUACAGGUUCAUUUGCAUUUACUCUCCCCCCCUCAAUCUUUGCUUUGGAGUUAAUGACAUCUUCCGCCACGGUGACUCAGAAGCCAAUUGACUUUUCUAUGACCAAUACUGUUAACUCAGAUUCUUUAAUGUCAGUGUCCAAUGACAAAGUUGCAGUUUUAGAAGAGCAAACAACACAAUCAUCUUAUAGUGUACAGUCUGCUAUAAGUGAUCACAUGACAGUUCACAAUAUUGCAAGCUCUAGCAGUGACACCAAGGUUGUGAUUGUUUCUCCAACUUACAACCAAGCAGAGAGAAAGCUUGAUGAACAAACAUCAAUAUUUUUGCAUCAAUCUGAACCAUCAGGCAGCACAUCCACGGAGAAUGUAAAAAAUGUUAAUGAUUCACUUUCUGUAGCUACAGGUAGUUUGAGCCAGGAAAUUCCCAGCCCAAAACUAUCUACAAAGGAUGAUAUAAUGAUUAAUGUUGAUACUAUCUCUAUAGUUCCCUCCCCUUCAUUAUACCCAACUAUCCGCACAGAGGAAGCAGGAGGUGACAUGGCAAUUACAAUGAUACACAAAGUUGAUUUAGGAGAAGAAAAGGUCAUAAAUUUAGAUCUCCCCCAACCAGACCAGUCCACUGAAAAUUUUUCUGAAUCAACAAUUCACCCCAUGUCUACAAGUCAGGUUGCAGGAUCAACCACUUUACAUCCUGUUAAUUAUUUAGGGAAUCAGGCUGGUUCUGGUUUGGAAAGUCAUUUUACAAUUCUGCCAAAGCUAUCUCUUGAUGCAACUGUUGAAAAAUCACUAUCUCCCCUUGACACCCUUGACAGUGUCUUUGAUUAUCCAACCCCAGACUAUGAUGCAGAAAACACCAACUUUCUCGAAUCCGAACCUCAGUAUAAUGAAACCCAACAGCCCAAAAAUAGUUUCAAAGCAUCUCCAAGUGAGCCUUCCCAAUCAGUAAUGGGCAUCACUGAAAGAGAAAACACGAUACCCUCGGUGGUGUCAGAAGCUCACAAAGCAGUGGCAACAUUUCCAGUUGAUGUUGUCUCAGUCUCUACCACUGAAGGCAGUCCUGUUAGCUUCAACGGUUCCAAGUUGAGCAUGAUAGAAAUUUCCAAAAAUGUUGAUAGGAAUAAGUCUGACGACAUUACGCCCGAGCUGCAACUAACCACAAAUAAUUUUUUGUCUGACUUGAGCACAGUUAAAGAAAAUGAAACCAAGCCAUCCAGCUCUGACAGUGUAUCAGUAGACCUCAAAAUCCCAAAGGCACCACAGACUUCCAGAUAUAAAGAGCAAACCUUGUUCCCAGAAGAAAUUCAGACUGUAUUUAAGGUUGACACUACAACUACAGAUUAUCUUGAAAGCUCCUUAGGAGAAACUAUCAUUGGCAGCAGUAGAGUUGUUACUGAAUCUACCCCAAUAAUCCAUGAAGAAUUCACGACAACACAAGCCCACAAUCUGGCAGAGUUAUUUACAUCUUUAGCAACAGAUUCAUCAUCCUUCUCUGUAGAAGAUGGAAAACAGUACAGUGAAAUAUCAACAUCCCUAACAACGUCAUCACUUAAUGGAAGAGAAACAUCAAGACAAGGAGAGGAAACAACCACCUCUGCCCCAAUAAGACUUGAUUUGGGCCACACUGUUGUUGGGGAGACGGUGGAAAUUCCAGGGAUCUAUUCAUGUGAAGAGAAUGUUUGUCUAAAUGGAGGGUCUUGCUUCAAGAGAGGCAGCAUCUAUUCAUGUAGCUGUUCCUCUGGUUAUACUGGUCAUCAAUGUGAAACAGAAAUUGAUGAGUGCCAAUCCAAUCCAUGCCGUAAUGGAGGCACAUGUGUCGACGGGCUGGCUUCCUUCACAUGUGUAUGUCUCCCAAGCUACUCUGGGCUUUACUGUGAGGAAGAUACUGAAACAUGUGACUAUGGUUGGCACAAGUUUCAGGGCCAUUGCUACAAGUUCUUCCCACAGAGGAAGAGCUGGGACUCUGCAGAGCGAGAGUGCCGCAUACAUGGAGCUCAUUUAACUAGCAUCCUUUCUCAUGAAGAGCAACAGUUUGUAAACCGUCUUGGACAUGACUACCAGUGGGUUGGCCUGAAUGAUAAGAUGUACCCCAAUGACUUCCGCUGGACUGAUGGCAGGCCCAUGCAAUAUGACAACUGGAGGCCGAACCAGCCUGACAGCUUCUUUUCAUCUGGAGAGGACUGUGUUGUGAUGAUUUGGCACGAGGAUGGCCAGUGGAAUGAUGUCCCUUGCAACUAUCACCUAACAUUCACAUGCAAAAAAGGCACAGUGGCCUGCCGCCAGCCCCCUGUAGUUGAAAAUGCACAUACAUUUGGUAGAAAGCGUGAGAGGUAUGAAAUCAACUCCCUGGUGAGAUACCAGUGUCGAACAGGCUUCAUUCAGAGGCAUGUUCCUACCAUCCGCUGUCGUGGCGAUGGACGAUGGGAUGCACCUAAAAUUGCCUGUAUAUACCCAUCAAGCUAUCAGAGGUCCUUCAUGAGAAGACAUCAACCACAUGCUCUCUAUAGCAUCAACAAUUUCAAAAAACGGCAGGGUGAGACCUUGCACCAUAAUCAUCAGCACUACCGGGGAAGGAGAGACAGAUCAGUUCAUAAACGGAGAAAGCAAUGAUUUUCAUCUGUCCCAAAACGCCCUUGAUGGUUGCAAGAAAAAA
This is a messenger RNA of Cyprinodon tularosa, 11060 nucleotides long. RefSeq names its product versican core protein-like. NCBI's taxonomy places the organism in Eukaryota, Metazoa, Chordata, Actinopteri, Cyprinodontiformes, Cyprinodontidae. Gene Ontology annotation, molecular function: calcium ion binding. The record is from RefSeq and is a predicted model, not a curated record. The coding region runs from base 371 to 11017 and encodes 3548 amino acids. The transcript is spliced from 8 exons.